ACACAACAAUGGAAACCGGAGUGGGAAGUAGUCAUAUUCAUCCUUGUUCUGAGGGUGCCAUGGCAAAUGAAGAACUUCCUCUUUAAUCUUGUAACCUGUACUGAAGUCGCGUCUUGUUUUUAUUUAUUUUUGUUUUAUUUAUUUAUUUAUUUAGUUAGUUGUAUUUUUCUCAAAACCUGGGGAUAUCUGAGUGCCGAGGUCACAGAGAGUUGGUGGCUCGUUGGAUUUUCAAGCAGGAAUGGCCACUGCAAGGCUCGAUUACGUCGCUCCGUGGUGGACAUACUGGCUGCACAAUUUCCCGCACUUCAGCUUCUUUUUCCAGUCGGUCGACAACACUUUCAAACCGGAGGAGGCGAGCUACCAGCAGUCUUUGAUACUUCUAGCAUGUGUUGGUGCAGUGGGUCUCGGUCUGAGCCUGCUGGUUCUGGCAGUAUACCUGGCCUGCCUCUGCUGCUGCCGCAAGGACGUAGAAGAAGACACCAAAAGACCCGAAACCUGCUGUGUCACCUGGGCUGCCAUCAUCGCAGGUCUCAUCAUAUGUUCUGCUGUAGGACUGGGUUUCUAUGGAAACAGUGAGACCAACGAUGGGGUUUACCAGCUGACCUACUCACUCUACAAUGCCAAUCACACGUUGGGUGGCAUCAAUAAUCUGGUUGGUGGAUCUGUGGGCAAUGUGGAAACUGGACUUAAACAGCACCUGGAACGGCUGGAUGAGAUCUUUGCUACGAGGACCGACUACCUCCAAGCUCUGCGCUUCAUGCAGCUGAUGGUCAACAAUGUCAUCCGUGAGCUAACCACUCUGCCAGACAUCAACAAAGCCAAUGCUGACUUGGCAGCCAUUGCUGACCAAAUAGCCUUCACUGAAUAUUGCAGAUGGCUGGCCUAUCUGCUGCUGCUGAUCCUGGAUCUGGUCAUCUGCUUGGCCUUGUGCCUUGGGAUGGCCAAGCAGUCUCGAUGGCUGCUCAUCACGAUCAUGGCUUUUGUAAUGCUGUCUCUGAUCCUGAGCUGGGCCUCGCUGGGAGCGGGCACUGCUACAGCUGUGGGCACCAGUGACUUCUGUGUGUCUCCAGACAAGUUUAUUGUUAACCAAACCAAGGAUUUCCUCAGUGCAGAUGUUGCACACUACUAUUUGUUCUGCAGCCCGAAUCUACCGAACCCCUUCCAACAGUCUCUGACAAUCUGCCAGCGUUCUGUGACCACCAUGCAGAUCCAGAUCCAGGGUUUGCUGCAGUUCUCGGUGCCCGUCUUCCCCACUGCUGAGAGAGACCUUUUGGGGAUCCAACGAUUGUUGAACUCCACUGAGUUCAGUCUGCACCAGCUAACAGCCUUGCUUGACUGCCGUGGGCUACAUAAGGACUACCUGGAUGCCCUAAUGGGUGUGUGCUAUGAUGGGGUGGAAGGGCUCCUGUACCUCUCUUUGUUUUCUCUGCUGGCUGCCUGUGCUCUCUCUGCCAUGCUGUGUGCGAUUUUCCGAGUAUGGACACUAAUGGGCAGCAGGGACAAAGAGUAUGAUGACAUAGACGAGGAGGACCCGUUCAACCCUCAAGCACGGAGGAUAUCCUACAACCCGAGAAGGUCCAACAUCCACAGUUUCUGUAGCUAUACCAGCAGCCUUGGCAGUCAGGCCAGCCUUCAUCCACCUCCACAAUCUGCUUCUAAUGCCAUGCCAGCCCCUGAAUACAUGAAUCAGUCCAUGCUGUUUGGAGGGAGCCCUCGAUAUGAGAACGUGCCACUGAUAGGGAGAGGAUCCCCGCCUCCCUCGACCUUUAAAAACCUAUUCGCCCAGUAUGAGGACCACCUAUCUAUCUAUGACUGAUGCCCAGAUCAGACACUUUGGGACUGACUUCCAGGUGUAGCCUGCUACCCACUGAAUCCUUUUUCAGAGAAGCACUGUAUGAGACUCUGGGUUCUUACCAAAGAGGCUGUCUUCAUGGCAUAAUCCUGUUUACGGGAGCUGCAGCCCACCGUCCCAAUCUGAGACAUGAAAGCAGGCCAAAUGAGGCAAUGACCUCAGUAACACACCAUUGCAGUGCUCUGAAAGCACCGCAUGCAGUUUUGAACAAAGACGGCCUGUACAGGUUCAUCUCAAGACUGUUAUUGUUGUGAUGUGUGGAAAUACUGUUGCUCAAAUGUAAGCAUUUCUGUGAGCCAAAUUAAGAGCAUUUGAGCUGAAUGGAUUAAAAAAAAUGUUUUUUGCUUUUCAUAUUUUCUGGUGGCCUGCAUGGAUAUGAUCAUCAGCAUGGUCAGUAUUUUGAUGUGAAGUGAGAUGGUGGAGUAUGACUAAUGCUCAGACAAUCAACGCUGUUUGUCACUGUUUUCUUUCCCUGCUUCUAGAUGUGUAACUGCCACUUUUAAGCAUCUCUUGGUUCUUGUUGUAACACUGGAUUGCAAUGUAUGAUCUGUUUAUCAAGGAUGAGUCAAAUAGCCAUAGAUGAGAGGGUUUAUUGUUUUGCUCAAUUUGGAGACUGUACUGCAGCUGCAUGUGGGGAAAUUCCCUUGGACUAAAUAAGAACAACAGAAUGUGAUUCGAUUCACAUGCAGGCAUUUAUAACUGUGUUGUGAGACAAUGACAGCAAACAAGACAAAACUUUCAGUAUGUCUAUGUGCUGUGUUAUAAUCAUAUAAGAUUGAAGUUUGCUCUCAAAUCCCUCUACCCUCAAUAUCUUGUGAAUGAGAAACUGUUAUUUACAUUGAUACAUUUUGUUUUGUAUGUUGGAUGACAUAUCAAACUAAAAUGAUGUU
Molecule: messenger RNA, 2742 nt
Organism: Seriola dumerili (greater amberjack)
Lineage: Eukaryota; Metazoa; Chordata; Actinopteri; Carangiformes; Carangidae
Product: protein tweety homolog 2-like
Exons: 15
Coding region: 239-1816 (525 amino acids)
Cellular component (GO): plasma membrane
Molecular function (GO): volume-sensitive chloride channel activity; intracellularly calcium-gated chloride channel activity
Source: RefSeq, a predicted model, not a curated record